AUGCCAAGCUACCGCAGCAUCAACAUAACACUCAUUUCCCAACUCGGCAUCAAAGAAGUGCCAGAAUUCAACCCACCACCUGUAUCUAACGAUCCAUUCUCCGACUACCCCAUCGCCAUCGACGAACCCCGCGCAACAACAUCCGUCUACGUCCCCACUUACCCCGAGUCCCAGUUCUGGAUCCAGUACUCCAUCUCGCCGCCACAUCCCCCCCAGGCGCUGUACUACUUCAAAGUCGUCAUCAAUGAUAAGUCUGUCGUGAGCUGGGGCUGUGGUGUCGAGGACGGCUAUGAGGGGGGGUUGGAGAAACGGGCUUUUGCUUUUGCGGCGGAGAAGGGAGGAAGGGGUGGGGUUGGGGGGAGGGACACAGAUGAUAUGAUUGAGAUUCGCGUUUACAGGGCUAAGGGACGGAGAGGGGUCGAGCCUGAUGUGGAUUGUUACCAGCUACCGGCUUCGAUUAAGGCGUAUGGGGAGUUGAAGUGGUCGGAUUAUUAUGGGGGAAAUAUUGAGUAA
This is a messenger RNA of Bacidia gigantensis, 513 nucleotides long. RefSeq lists its product as uncharacterized. The coding region runs from base 1 to 513 and encodes 170 amino acids. The record is from RefSeq and is a predicted model, not a curated record. Lineage: Eukaryota; Fungi; Ascomycota; Lecanoromycetes; Lecanorales; Ramalinaceae. The transcript has 2 exons.